AUGAGCUCCUACAUUGACCCACCACAGAGCUUCGAUAAGCGAAAUCUGGAAACCUCCCUUCCCGAGCCACUCAAUGCACCGCUGGCGUCAGUUCUUGAUGGUUGUCUUAAGGCUAGGAAUCUAGGAAAUGAUAGUCGACUUUUAGACCCCUUCACCGAUAAUACUGCAUCUAAAGAUCUUAAAACGAAUAUCAAAGUGACCAGCUGUACCGAAAAUCCCGCUACUUCUAUCACAAAUGCUGAGAAGGAAUGGCUGAAGAAGACCGAAUAUUGGAUAGCAGAGGCGUAUGCACUUGUCCAUGAUGAGAGCCCAUCUUGUGAAGAUUGA
This is a messenger RNA of Cadophora gregata, 327 nucleotides long. RefSeq lists its product as uncharacterized. Lineage: Eukaryota; Fungi; Ascomycota; Leotiomycetes; Helotiales; Ploettnerulaceae. The coding region runs from base 1 to 327 and encodes 108 amino acids. The record is from RefSeq and is a predicted model, not a curated record. The transcript has a single exon.